AUGCCGCCGCGAUUCUCAGCUCAGCCUUCUUGGAAGGCAUUGACUGGUACACUUUACAGGCAGAGCCCGGUUGCUGUUCCGUCCAAUGCAUCCCACGUCACUGUGAGGGCAGCAUCUACCAAAGCGCCAACACAGAAAAGAACAGAUUUCUUUAGGGCCGCACAGGCUCGUCAGCGAAAGGCUGCCAACCUCUCCCGACAAAAGCUUCUUCAGGAGGAGCGGGAAGCCUCGCUUGGUGACCCCGUGGAGAGCCAACCCACGCCUUUCAUCCAAGAUAUCCAAGAAAUCUCUUCUUCGGCACCUAGCACCGGUAUCAACUACUAUUUGAAAGCCGACGACCUCAAAAGCGCGUUGCAAUUCUCCAAGGACCUGUCCGAGCCCCUUCAGAACCCGAACCGUGAUACAGCAGACCCCCAAGCCGAAAAGGAAGCAUUGGAAAAGCACCAGGAUUCCCAUCGCAAUGCAGAGGAGGCUAUCCAGCGCAUUGUGGAUCUCAACAAUGGAAACAGCAAAGAUCGGAUGCGGUUGAACAUACAGAAGUGCAUCGAAGAGUUUGGGCGACACAGCACUGAUGCUGUACUACCACCGAAGCCUGCCAGCGUGCCACACCAAUCGGCUCCAAUUCACGCAGAGAAGGCCCCUCGUGUUGGUAUCGACACAGGCUCUCCCGAGGUUCAGGCCGCGAUUUUGACAAUCAAGAUCAUGAAUCUUUCUCGGCACUUGCAGACUGCCAAUAAGGACAAGCACAACAAGCGCAACUUGCAGUUAUUGGUCCACAAGCGGCAAAAGCUUCUCCGUUAUGUCCGACAGAAGGAGCGCGGUGGUCCCCGAUGGCAGAACCUGAUGGAGAAACUCGGUCUGUCUGAAGCUUCAUGGAAGGGAGAGAUUGCUCUGUAG
Molecule: messenger RNA, 897 nt
Organism: Penicillium verhagenii
Lineage: Eukaryota; Fungi; Ascomycota; Eurotiomycetes; Eurotiales; Aspergillaceae
Product: mitochondrial 37S ribosomal protein uS15m
Exons: 2
Coding region: 1-897 (298 amino acids)
Biological process (GO): translation
Cellular component (GO): ribosome
Molecular function (GO): structural constituent of ribosome
Source: RefSeq, a predicted model, not a curated record